AUGCAGCUUUUCGUAAAGUCCGCUGCCGGCAAGACCGUUGUCGUCCAGGCCACCGCGCAGGAGACUGUCGCCAGCCUCAAGUCGAAGGCCGGCGUGUGCGCUGGCGACCUCUUCUUCGGCGGCCGCUGCCUGUGCGACGAGGCCCUCCUCGCCGAGUACGGGCUGCAGCGCGAGAGCACCAUCCAGGUGGUGGUUCCCGUCGAGGGCGGUAAGGGCAAGAAGAAGAAGAAGAAGAUCUUCACGAAGCCCAAGAAGCCGAUCCACCGCCACAAGCUGGAGAAGAUGCGCGCGCUGAAGUACUUCAAGGUGACGGAGAACGACGACGGCUCUUUCAAGGUGGAGCGCACCCGCACCGAGUGCCCCGGCCCCAACUGCGGCGCCGGCGUCUUCAUGGCGAACCACAAGGGCCGCAAGUACUGCGGCAAGUGCCACCUCACCUUCUCCGCGCAGUAG
Molecule: messenger RNA, 453 nt
Organism: Trypanosoma grayi
Lineage: Eukaryota; Euglenozoa; Kinetoplastea; Trypanosomatida; Trypanosomatidae
Product: ubiquitin/ribosomal protein S27a
Exons: 1
Coding region: 1-453 (150 amino acids)
Biological process (GO): translation
Cellular component (GO): ribosome
Molecular function (GO): structural constituent of ribosome; protein binding
Source: RefSeq, a predicted model, not a curated record